Molecule: messenger RNA, 858 nt
Organism: Spea bombifrons (plains spadefoot toad)
Lineage: Eukaryota; Metazoa; Chordata; Amphibia; Anura; Pelobatidae
Gene: ORC6
Product: origin recognition complex subunit 6
Exons: 7
Coding region: 30-794 (254 amino acids)
Biological process (GO): DNA replication initiation; DNA replication
Cellular component (GO): nuclear origin of replication recognition complex
Molecular function (GO): DNA binding
Source: RefSeq, a predicted model, not a curated record
AGUUUCCGACCAGCAGCAAGUUACCAGUUAUGGAGUCCGAGGCACUGAGAAGACUGGCUUCCAAAGUGGGGGUGACCUCCAGCCGGGUCAUAGGAAAAGCUGAAGAGUAUCUGCGCCUUUCCCAGCUGAAGUGUUCAGGGCUGUCGGCACGCGCUACAGCCACCAGUAACGCCGUGAUGUGUCUCCAGAUUGCAGCAACGUCAUUCAAUCACCCCGUAGACAAAGAUUACUUGGUCACCUUGUCAGGCCUAAACAAGAAGACGUAUCAAAGUUGUCUGAAGACGUUCGAGUGCCUGCUAGGCGUGGAUUCAAAGUUGGGUCUCCGAGACCUUGCCGUUCAGCAUGGGUGCAUGGAAGCCAUCAACGCUGCGUCCAAAAUAUUGAGCAGGUACGAAUCCAGCCUUCCUCAGGCUCAACUGGCAGACCUGGAUUUAUCCAAACCUCUGUUUAUCACGGCUGCCCUGUACUCUGCAUGCAGGUGCCUUAAGAUGAAAGUUGAGAAGAAUAAGUUACUUGCUGCAUCGGGAGUGAAGAAAGGGAUAUUUGACCGUCUUUGUGUUCAACUGGAAAAGAUUGGUCUUCAAAUUUGUCAGGAAAGUACGCCAGUGACACAACAGCCGCGUAAGAAGCAGAAGACACUACUGGAAUCCUUAGAACAGGUGGCAGACGAAGAUGAAGGCGAGGUUCCUUGCAAGCAGGCACGCAGCGACACCGACAAGGAAAGAGACUACGAGGAGUGGAAGAGGAGAAUAUUGGAGAAUGCGGCCAAAGCCGCCACCAAUGACACAAGUUGACCUGUUUCAUUAUCGGAUGCUUCUACUGUGAAUGUUGGCCAUGAUCCAAACAGGAGCUACUAUU